Molecule: messenger RNA, 2079 nt
Organism: Didymosphaeria variabile
Lineage: Eukaryota; Fungi; Ascomycota; Dothideomycetes; Pleosporales; Didymosphaeriaceae
Exons: 3
Coding region: 1-2079 (692 amino acids)
Biological process (GO): nuclear pore organization; spindle pole body localization
Cellular component (GO): nuclear pore transmembrane ring; spindle pole body
Molecular function (GO): spindle pole body-nuclear membrane anchor activity
Source: RefSeq, a predicted model, not a curated record
AUGCCUCCCGCGAUGCCAGUACAGGCGCCUAUACGACCGUAUCGAGACUUCGUCACCCCGGUCCUGCACAAGCGCUUCACAAGUGCUGCGGUAUACACGGCUUUUCUUUGCUGGCUGAUCUCGGUGUGGCAAGGAACGUGGACACACUAUCUCUGGUCGUGGUUCCUAAUCGGACCCGUUGGCAUUCGGGCGCUCCUACUCUUCGUAUCCGCCAUGAUAAUAUUUAUCGGCCGCAUUGCGCAGUAUCACGUUGGCGAGAGAAACACAGAAGCCGGUUGGGAUACUUUUAAAAAGUAUGCCUUUACAGGCAGGACCAUUAUGACCGUAGCAUCCUACGUACUCUCAGCAUUUCUUUUCGGCGAGAUUUACAUCUGGACUCAACCCGAGAGCAAGAAGCUCGGCUACACCGACCAAGGGAAGAACUAUGAGCGACUUCGGCUCAAUGAACGACCAAUGUUCCUUCGCUACAUGUUCGUUGUCCUGGCGUUGGUCCAGAGUGGGGUUCAUUUGUGGUGCGAUUACGACAAGAUCGUUUUUCAUGCGACCAAAGUGAAGGCCGAACAAGAUGCUGCUGCGACUUCACUGGCACCAAACCCUCGACAAGUCCUUAUUCAGAAACUAUCGUCCCUCGCUCAAACCGCUGCCAUUGGUUCGGGUGCCGUAUCGCUCGUAGGUGCUUUGAUAUACAUUUUUGGCUUCCGCUAUGUCAUCUGGCCUUCGUAUUAUGCGUGGGCGAGGAACGUGCUUAUGAUCAGCCUUUCCAAGUCGCGGCCAUUACCUAAUACUCUACCACCUUUCGCCCCUUUGAUUGGCAUGUUCCUUGCGGAAGGUGCUUUGCUCUUGUUUAUGUGGCAGUUUAUCAACACAACCUUCGACCUCUUCAUGUCACAGCCUCCACUGAAGAACGACAAACCUAUCACGAAUGAUUCAAAGGAUCCGAACGGCAGCCUUCUUAAAGGCUUGAAAGCUAAGAAAGACACCAUCAAGGCUGUAGCUCUCUGGGAACUGGCUUUGAUCACAGAGUAUUUCCCGGAACGCCGCAAGACUGUUUAUGGAGAGCUAAGCCGCAAGAACGGUACUACUCUGAAGCAGGUCGUCGAUAUUUGCCUCUCGGAAGUUAGCCUCCUCAUCACUCGCCUUAACGUGGGCCUGGAUCCGCACUAUCGCCCCCAUGACGAGGCUGAAAAGAACAAGCAACUCCAAACGGUUUCUCUAGUACCACAGAUCGCUCCUGGUCUCUAUGACGCACCAGUCAAAGCUCCUGGCCUUCCCCCAACUACUACGAGGGAGAAACUCGUUGACGUGGCUGGUGACUUCGCUAAAUCGCUUUCCUCACCGCAGAACGGCGUAAAGACUCGCGAGUAUCUCAAAAAGAGUACCGCAGAGGUUCAGCAACAUCUCCAAAAGAGUGUCAACGAAGUCGAAGCCCGCUCUUCAGGCUUGUACUCGCAGUUCAUGGCUUCGCCUUUUGGAUAUCCCUUCCGCCAUAGCCUUCGCCGCACCACCAACGUUGUUGUUGCUGGCGCGCCAUACUCGCGCCUCUCCAUCCUGUGCAACGCCAUCACCGCGCUGACGAACCUCACCGUAUCCAGUAUCUUAGAGGACGAGUAUGGACGCAUGCAGGACGAAGUACCGCAGAUCAUUCGCGUGUUUACUGUGGCAUUGAAUAAGCUGGACGAGUACAUCGCGAAGCUGAACGUUCACUGGACCGAUUUCGACGCGCUGGCAAAGCCUGAGGCGGAGCGGAAGAAAGUUGCCGAGGCGGAACAAGUGAGGGAGACUUUGAGAGCUGGACUAGAAAAGAUUCUCAGGAGCUUCGGCGAGUAUUUGACGGGCUUGAAAAUGUCGAGGCUAGAGAUAACGGAGGCGAAGAAGGUGGCUUCUAACGGGCCUGAGAUGGCUUAUCAUCCACUCGUUCCAACGACUUUAGAUUCCGUCGGCAGUCUCGUAGAUCCGCAGGUUGAGACGUCCGCCGCCGUGCCACUGGACGCGCUGUUCACGCGACUAAGGACGUAUUUGAAGGAUGAGGAGCUAGUGCAAGAGCCGGAGCCGGCGGAGGGGAAGUUCACGUUAAGGUAG